AUGGGGGGGUACUUUUCUUCAUUUCUCUCUCGGCUACUCGGGCCCAAGGAGGUCAGAAUCCUCAUCCUGGGCCUCGACAACGCAGGGAAGACGACGAUUCUGUAUCGGCUGCACCUGAACGAAGUCGUCGAAACCAUUCCAACAAUUGGCUUCAACGUCGAGACCGUCCACUACAAAAAUAUCCAGUUUCAGGUCUGGGAUCUCGGCGGCCAGACCUCCGUUAGGCCAUACUGGCGCUGCUACUUCCCCAACACGAACGCUGUCAUCUACGUCGUGGACAGCGCCGACCGCGAGCGCAUCUCAGACGCGAAACACGAGCUCCUCCUCAUGCUGGAGGAAGAGGAGCUCCGCGGCGUGGCUCUCGCUGUUUUGGCGAACAAGCAGGAUCUUCCGAACGCCAUGACGGAGGGCGAGGUGUCAGCUGCCCUCGGACUGCCUUCGCUGCGCGACCGGCCCUGGACGAUCAUGCGAGCCUCCGCCGUCAAGGGAGACGGGCUGCAGCAGGCGAUGGACUGGUGA
This is a messenger RNA of Besnoitia besnoiti, 519 nucleotides long. RefSeq names its product putative ADP-ribosylation factor family protein 1. The transcript has 6 exons. Gene Ontology annotation, cellular component: cytoplasm; Golgi apparatus. Gene Ontology annotation, biological process: vesicle-mediated transport; intracellular protein transport. The record is from RefSeq and is a predicted model, not a curated record. Bases 1 to 519 code for a protein of 172 amino acids. NCBI's taxonomy places the organism in Eukaryota, Apicomplexa, Conoidasida, Eucoccidiorida, Sarcocystidae. Gene Ontology annotation, molecular function: GTP binding; GTPase activity.